AUGGCAGAUAACGACCCGCGGAGCGCGCAGGAACUCUCGCAGUUUGCAGAAAACCUACUACAGCAACUGCAGGAGAACUUUCAAGCUUUGACUGAAAAGUUAACUCUGAGAAUGAAAGAAAUGGGUGAACGUAUUGAUGACCUUGAAAAGCAUGUCACUGACCUAAUGGCACAGGCCGGGAUAGAAAAUACCAAUGAGGAUCUGAUGCACUGAAAAUGAGAACAUACUGAUCAAGAAAUACAGAC
This is a messenger RNA of Emys orbicularis (European pond turtle), 245 nucleotides long. RefSeq names its product heat shock factor binding protein 1 like 1 (gene HSBP1L1). The coding region runs from base 1 to 213 and encodes 70 amino acids. The record is from RefSeq and is a predicted model, not a curated record. Gene Ontology annotation, cellular component: nucleus; cytosol. Gene Ontology annotation, molecular function: transcription corepressor activity. Lineage: Eukaryota; Metazoa; Chordata; Testudines; Emydidae. Gene Ontology annotation, biological process: cellular heat acclimation. The transcript has 4 exons.